CCUACUAACCACGCCCCCUUUUCACUGACCACGCCCCCUCUACUGGCCACGCCCCCUCUACUGACCACGCCCCUUCCAGCACACAGCGACUUCGACAUGACGGAGCGGGGCAAAGGCGUCACGGGAGGCGUGGAGCAGAUGCUGGACACGGAGAACCAGCGUGCAACAGAAGUCCUCUCCAGCAAAGUGUCUCGCCUCAAGUCGUUUGCUUUGGAAAUUGACAAAGAAACAGAGGAGCACAAUCAGUACCUGGAUGGAAUGGACAGCGAGUUCAUGAGCGUCACGGGGCUGCUGUCGGGCAGCGUGAAGCGCUUCUCGUCGAUGGUGCGCUCCGGCCGCGACAACCGCCGCCUCAUGUGCUACCUCGUGGCGGGGCUCGUGCUCUCCUUCCUCGUCCUCUACUACCUGGUCUGGCGCGUCCGCACGUGAUCUCGUUCAUCGCCGCCGCCGCCCGUGGAGCGACCUCCUCCCUUUGGACGCACAGCUGCCCACUGCCGCAAAAGAAUUUCCAAAUUUUAUUCGAAAAAUCUAAUGCAUGGGUUGGGGGGGGGGGGUGGAACCUUUCCCUGACACGAGGACCAAGUUGCACUCUCGGUAACCGUUGACGCGUCUCGCGCGUAUUUACGAUAACGCCCCUCGGCCACUUCUGUAACUGCAGGAAGUUGUUUUUUUUCAAAAUUGAUUAAGUGUGCUGAAAUAAAAAAAAGUGUUUUACGGUCAAAUACGUCCCAGCAGCUAAGGUACUUGCGGUGAUAUGUGAACGGGCACACUCAAAUUUCUAAACACAGUAUCGCCAGGUCGCAAAUAUUCCCCUCCAGUUCCCAGUUAGCGUGGCUGCGAUGCUUCCUUUGGCAGGAAUGAUUGAUCACGCUGAACUUAGAAACACAGUCAUAUCCAGUCGAAAAUAUUCACCACCAGUGUCCGAUGAGUGCAGCGGCUAAGUUGCCUGUAAGUGACUGACGUUCUUUGUUGGCCGUUUAAAUGUGGAGAGGCGGCCUCACCUUUGGCCGCGGGCCGCAUGAAAUUAAGUUGUGGGCCACAUUCCCCCCGUGGUCCAUGGCUUCUCCACCCCUUGCUGUGACACCUCUCGCAAGUCUUACCGAAUGUUUGACCUGCUGGGUUAUCGAGUAAAAUGUCAAGUUUUUUUUGCGUGAAUGAUUUUUGUGGGUAAAUGUAUAUUUCGGGGGUUGGAUGGUUGUUACACUUUGUGACUUUCUUGUGCCCAAAUCUAAUCACAUGCACUUUACAGUCUUGGGGCGUGGUUUUCAUUGUAUUGUAUGUCUAUCAAAACAAUAGGGUAUUUUUUUUUCCUUUGCACUUGCGGUCCCUGGGUGGAUUAGUUCAAGUAUCGGGAGUUUUGACCAAAAUGAUUUUAGCUGUCGCACAUCUUUACCCAGGCGGAGUUUGUGACGCACGGUCAUUGGGCGAGUGUGUGUAGGGGUGGAUGGGAAUCUGCGCGCUCGUAUCCCCAGCCACGCUACACGCACCAACUUUUUAAUUCAACAAGUGAGAUGCUUUAGGUGGCCGGGUGGCUCGGAGGUCAAAGCACUAAGCCGGCCCCCCGCCGUGCGAUCCUCGAUUCAAAUCACGGUGUCAGCCGCCCGUGAUUAAACCGGAUACUUAAGCGCAAUGAGUUGAUGGUCUCGGCUCGAUCACUAAUGACUGCACUCAAAAAUAAACCCCCAUCACAUGAAAUGUUUUGGUUUUCAUUUAAUUCAUCAAAUUUGUAGCUGUUGAGAAUUAAUAAAAAUGUAUCGGAUUGAUUUUCCGCGCGCCAGACAUUUCUGUGCAGCGGGGCUUGUGGUAAAGUGCUCCCCCUGGUGUGCAGAUAAAAAAAAUGACUUUAUUAUUUCAGAAGUGGUCCUACGACGUCAACUUUGACAUUUAACAUUGGGCGAUGCGCAGCUUUUCCAAGAGUUCCCAAUGGACUCCACCUCUGCCGACGUGACGACGUUGUCACACUUGGAAUAAAACUGGGAAGAGACCAAAAACAAUUGCGCACGAGACGUUUUGACUGCAGUAAGGAUUUUGUAGUGUACUGCGUCAUCGUGGUUCUAAUACGACAACAACGUAAUUUGGCGAACUUGGUUUUUUUUAUUUGCUCGAAAUGUCAUGCCGAUUAAACUGGCUGGUUGCCGCGAGCUUCAUUGUUAGUGUGACGAGUUCAUAUGAAGUUAAUCUGUUGCACAUCGAAUAGAUUUUAGGCGAUUGAAAAAUUAUGGUGGUGAGUUCUAUACUGUUGCUGGUGGGUUUUUUUGUCAUUUCCUUAUGACUGAAAGUGAAAUAAAUUCAUUU
This is a messenger RNA of Lethenteron reissneri (Far Eastern brook lamprey), 2295 nucleotides long. It is a transcript of the gene BET1L, whose product is annotated as Bet1 golgi vesicular membrane trafficking protein like. Lineage: Eukaryota; Metazoa; Chordata; Hyperoartia; Petromyzontiformes; Petromyzontidae. The record is from RefSeq and is a predicted model, not a curated record.